Helianthus annuus (common sunflower) is the source of this 3552-nucleotide messenger RNA. Its product is annotated as auxin response factor 19. Bases 191 to 3349 code for a protein of 1052 amino acids. NCBI's taxonomy places the organism in Eukaryota, Viridiplantae, Streptophyta, Magnoliopsida, Asterales, Asteraceae. The transcript has 11 exons. Gene Ontology annotation, molecular function: protein binding; DNA binding. The record is from RefSeq and is a predicted model, not a curated record. Gene Ontology annotation, biological process: response to hormone; regulation of DNA-templated transcription. Gene Ontology annotation, cellular component: nucleus.
AGGGGGUAAGGUAAUGAUGAAUAAUGGUGGUGCUAUAAAGCAUGAGAGUAAGAAAUUGUUUGUUCCCCACCGUCUUUCUCCGUGAUUCCCGCAUCUCCGUCUUUCUUUCUUUCUUUCUAAAUUCCGGCGGGCGGAUUCUCCCCAUGCCUCUUCUUCUACUUUGGUGAUAAUAACUAUAUUAAUAAUUACGAUGAAAGCUCCUCCAAAGCCCACUUCAGGAGAACAACAAGGUGCAGCAGCAGCAGCAAGGAAGGUAAUGAAUUCCGAGCUAUGGCAUGCCUGUGCUGGCCCUAUGGUCUCAUUGCCUCCUGUCGGAAGUCUCGUCGUCUACUUUCCCCAAGGUCACAGCGAGCAGGUUGCUGCCUCUAUGCACAAGAAGGACACACAAAACAUUCCUAGCUAUCCCAAUCUUCCUUCUAAGCUCAUCUGCAUGCUUCAUAAUGUCACAUUACAUGCUGAUUCCGAAACCGAUGAGGUGUAUGCGCAGAUGACUCUUCAACCUGUAACUAAAUAUGACCAGGAAGCAUUACUUAUAUCCGACAUGGGUCUUAAGCAAAACAAGCAGCCUGGUGAGUUCUUCUGCAAAACUCUUACGGCUAGUGACACCAGCACCCACGGUGGAUUCUCUGUUCCUCGUCGAGCUGCUGAAAAGAUUUUCCCACCUCUGGAUUUCUCAAUGCAACCGCCAGCUCAGGAGUUGGUAGCUAGAGAUUUGCAUGAUCAGUCUUGGACUUUCAGGCAUAUUUAUCGAGGGCAACCCAAGAGGCAUUUACUGACCACAGGAUGGAGUGUUUUUGUGAGCUCUAAAAGGCUUUUUGCUGGCGAUGCUGUCCUUUUCGUAAGGUAUGAACAAAAUUAUUAUUACUUUACAUUCGUCCUUCUCGUUGAGUUGUCACCUAAUCAGCGGAGGAUUUGUAGAGAUGAGAAAUCACAGCUUCUGUUGGGAGUUAGACGUGCUAACAGACAACAGUCUGCUCUCUCAUCAUCAGUUAUUUCCAGUGACAGCAUGCAUAUCGGAAUCCUUGCUGCCGCUGCUCAUGCUGCUGCAAAUAACAGCCCCUUCACAAUUUAUUACAAUCCUAGGGCGAGUCCUGCUGAGUUUGUGGUACCCCUAGCCAAGUACAAUAAAGCAAUGUAUAGUCAAGUUUCAUUGGGCAUGCGGUUCAGAAUGAUGUUUGAGACUGAAGAGUCAGGGGUGCGUCGAUACAUGGGAACUGUAACUGGCAUCAGUGAUUUAGAUCCAGUCAGGUGGAAGAAUUCACAAUGGCGCAGUCUUCAGGUGGGAUGGGAUGAAUCAGCCGCUGGUGAGCGUCCCAGUCGGGUUUCAAUAUGGGAAAUUGAGCCUGUUGUAACUCCAUUUUAUAUGUGUCCACCUCCAUUUUUCAGACAAAAGUUCCAUCAACAAACAGACAUUGAUACAGAGAUAGAGAAUGCUUAUAAAAGAGGGCUGACGAUGCCCAUGCCUUGGCUUGAAAAUAUGGGUAUGAAAGACGGAUCGAGCUCAAUCUUCCCUGGGUUGAGUCUGGCCCAGUGGAUGAGUAUGCAGCAGAAUCAUCAUGGGUUCCAAACAUCUAAUAUACAACCAGUUUCUUCAAAUUCUAUAAGCUUUGAAGAUCCCUCCAAGCUAUUAAGUUUUCAAUCCCCUCCUAACCCUAACUCCAACAAACCGAACCAAAGGAACCAACUUGUCACUCCCCUGCAACAACUUUCUCCACCGUGGCCCCAACAUCAGCAGCAGCAGCAACUGCAUCAUCAACAACAAAAUUAUGUAUACAAUCAGCUACACCAACAACAGAAACCACAAUCACAACAAAAUUCAGGAAGCACACAAACCCAGCAGCAAAUCAGUGGUUUAGCCAAUAGGAGUACGUUGCAACCUUUAUCCAUCUCACAACAUCAAAUUGAACAACAGCAGCAGCAACAGACACAGUUGCAACAAUCUCAAUCACACUUGCUACAACAGAUUUCAGGAAGCACACAAACACAGCAGCAAAUUAGUGGUUUAGCCAACAGGACUUUGUUGCAGCCUUUAUCCAUCUCACAGCAGCAGCAACAACAACAACAACAACAACAACAGACACAGUUACAACAAUCCGCAUCGAACUUGCUACAACAACAGCAAACACUGCAGAUGUUGCAAAAUUUGCAACAACAGCAACAGCAGUUGUUCUCACCAGUAGAGCCUCUACAACAACAGGUACUUCAGCAACUGAAACAACAACAACAACAACAACAACUUAGUGGCAACAGCUUGUCGACAUCAUCACUUAUGCAAACAAACCAACAACAGAGUCAAUACAAACCGCUAAGAGUUCAUCAUCCUUCUGGUGAUGGUGAUGUUCCCUCGUGUUCCACGUCUCCUUCGACAAAUAACUGUCAACUAACUGCAUCGAACUUCCGGAUCAAGAACCAACAGGGACUAUCUGCCCUAGGGGACUAUUCCAUGCUUGAUCACCCUUCUAAAUUUCUUCAUGAAUUACAAAGUCAAAGUACAUGUGAUAUAAGAGUCAAACAUGAGUUAUCUAACUUGAAAUUACCAGAUCAAAGUAAAGACAAAGCCGUUGCUACUGAACCUACCACAUCCGUAACAUCAUACUGUUUGGAUGCUGGUGUUGGUAGCCUUCCACACAACUACAACAUCCCAAACUUGUGUCUGGAAGGUGAUGUAGUUGCUCACUCACAAACUAGGAGUGAUCUCUCUUUUGGGGCUCAUAUUGAUGGCCUGCCACCUGAUGCUUUGCUGUCGAGGGGUUUUGAUUCUCAUAACAUGAUGCCAAAUUACGUUAAUGGCGGGUCUAGAGAUAUCGAGACAGAGUUGUCAGUUGCUGAGAUAAGUCCACAGUCAUUUGGGAUGCCUGAUAUGCCUUUCAAACCAAACGAAAAUAUUUCUCCUGCUGCCAAGGAUACCAGUGUUGUCGGAAAUGGGUUGUGGGGUAAUGAUCAGACUCAGCAGCAACAGCAACAGCAGCAGCAGCAGCAGCGCAUGAGAACAUACACAAAGGUCCAAAAACGUGGGUCAGUAGGAAGAACUAUUGAUGUUACACGUUACAAGGGGUAUGAGGAGCUGAGGCAUGAUCUGGCUCGAAUGUUUGGCAUCGAAGGUGAACUAGAAGACGCGCAGUGGAAACUUGUGUAUGUUGAUCAUGAGAAUGACAUAUUGCUGGUUGGUGAUGACCCAUGGGAGGAAUUUGUGAGCUGCGUGCAAAGCAUAAAGAUUCUAUCGUAUUCAGAAGUACAGAAGAUGAGGUUGGAAGGUGAUUUAGGGGUGGCUUCCAGCGGGACUGACAGCGGGAACAUGUGGAGGGGGGCAUAUGAUGAUAACUCAGCUGCUGCAUCUUUCAACAGGUAAAGAAAAGAAGAGGUCGGUCCGUCCGUCUGAUAUAGUUUUAUUUUAGUGUAAAGAGGAGGAAAGUGUAUACAAUAGAAUAGGAGGGAGGGAGGGAGGGAGUUGGUGUUUGUAAUUUGUAAAUGUUUAGGAGGUGUUAUUGAUAUAUUGUUCAAAGCAAGUGUAGGAAUCGCGUACUUGCAGUGUGUUGACAUUUAUUAAUUAAU